AUGCAAGGGUUUUCCGAGACCGGUUCAGGCAGCUCUGAAUCAGAAGACUUGUCUAGAAACUAUAAGAGAACCAAAGGAAGCAGACGCUAUGUUCCUCAGAAGAAUUCUGUAGCAUAUGCAUUGUUGAUUACACUUUACAGGCCAGAGAAGGGAAAGGGAAAAGCUGGACGCUUUGGGAGUUCUGCAAGGGAGUGGUAUAGUGGAUGGUCCUGCAUGAAGACAUUGAUAUCCAAGAGACUGGUUAUCAAUCAAGUUGCCCAGUACAUGCUUAAUCAAGAAGGUCAGGAAGCUGCACGUGAAUGUCUCAUGAGGUCUAGUAUGGAAAACCCCAUUGAAAAAACUGUUAAUGCUAAAGUGCUUUCUGUUCUGGAUGUGGAGAAUAUUUCACAUCAGGAGCUUGCUCAUCGUGACUCAGCCACGGAAAUGAUAUUGUUAUCCCCUACUGUGAGUAGGUGGAAGAAAUCAUUUGAUAUUCCACGGCUAUACAUUGUGAAGAGUCAUCCUGUGCCUAAGUCUAGAUCGGAUGAUUUCAAAGCAAGUUCAAAUGUCUUUUCUUUGCCGCCUCUAAGCUUUGGGGAGACAUUUGAAGAUGCAUAUGAAGUGAUCUUGAUUUUGGAUGAUCGAGAGCAAUCUGCCACUCAGGGAUUUAUGAAUAUAAAGAGAAGAAUCAAAGAGUGGGAGAAGAUGAAGGCUGAACAGAAUUAA
This is a messenger RNA of Prunus armeniaca (apricot), 705 nucleotides long. The record is from the annotation of a GenBank genome assembly. Lineage: Eukaryota; Viridiplantae; Streptophyta; Magnoliopsida; Rosales; Rosaceae.